UAUUCACCUUAUUUUGUAUUAUCCCUUCCAAAAUCCAAAAACCCUAAAAACCCUAACUUCUCGCUCUCAGAAACAAAAUUUCCCCAAAGUCAUGAACCAGAGAUCUUCGAACCUGCUCGACGAAGCCCUAGGGCUAGACCAGAGCAUAGAACCAUGGCCUCUAAGGGGUCGAAUAGUGGCUAUAGAAGACCAAGUGGAGACGAGCGGCUCGUUCGUUCUUCACCAUAUCCUUAAACGCUCGCUUUCUCCAAAUUCAUCCAAUGUUUCCAUCUUUAUCGCUUUCUCUCAGCCUUUCUCUCACUACGAUCGUGUCCUUCGAAAACUAGGAUGCAACUUAGUAACACAAAGGGAUAACAACAGAUUCUUUUUCUUUGACAUGCUUAUGCUGCAGUGUCCAGGUGGAGAUGAAGGAAUAAGUCCUGAAUGUGGACUUAUUGCAUUGUAUGGGAAAAUAUAUAAAACCAUUGUAGCAUUGCCUGAGGUUAGCAGUAAAAAUGUUACCAUUAUCAUCGAUGAUUUAUCUCUCAUGGAGGUGGCUGCAAAUGGCUCUUCGGAUUAUGUCUUGGACUUCAUGCACUACUGCCGCACUUUAACAACAGAGUUUGAUUGUUCGUUAAUUGCACUUAAUCAUGAGGAUAUUUAUUCCAGUGCAGAUAGGCCUACAUUUUUGUUACAGAUGGAGUACCUUGCAGACAUUUUGAUUAAGGCAGAGCCUUUGGCUACCGGUUUAGCAUCUGAUGUGCAUGGACAGCUGACGGUUUUGAACAAGGGUAUGAAUUAUCGGCAAGGGAGCUCAAGGAACAAGAUAAGUAAUUUCCACUUCAAGGUCAAGGAAAAUGUUGUUGAAUGUUUCUACCCUGGAAGCCAAGGUUGACGGGCAUGAAACCGGUAAUUGACCGGAAAGUUUGUUGUCUUUACUUAUGUUUGGCUUGAUGUUCCUAGAGGAAAAAGAAAAGGAGAGAACCAUGGAGGCAGUGUUGUAUUAUAUCAAAUUCUUUUUCGCAGCGACAAUAAAAGAAGAGCAGAUAUCAUUGGCCAUUGCUCAAGUUAAAGACAGAGAUACCAGUAUUCCGACAAGCUGAAUUCCGGUCGUCUAGCAGUAUGCAUCUAUUUAGUUUGCAGAUAGAUGUUUGCUGUUAUAAAUUAUCAAACAGUAAUGUUAUAAGUAUCUCCUUGGGUGUAAGAUGCAUUCCUGUUUGAUCAGUUUUGCCCAGUCCCAGCAACCAUGUAAUAAUAUGGUUUGGUUUUGAAGGCAACGUUUUGUUGUCAGUCUCCCUCCGUUUUGGGAAAGAUAAGCAUAAAUGAAUAGACAGAGAAUUCCAUA
Messenger RNA from Theobroma cacao (cacao), 1324 nucleotides. It is a transcript of the gene ELP6, whose product is annotated as elongator protein 6. The record is from RefSeq and is a predicted model, not a curated record. Gene Ontology annotation, cellular component: elongator holoenzyme complex. NCBI's taxonomy places the organism in Eukaryota, Viridiplantae, Streptophyta, Magnoliopsida, Malvales, Malvaceae. Gene Ontology annotation, biological process: tRNA wobble uridine modification.